Molecule: messenger RNA, 1385 nt
Organism: Pipistrellus kuhlii (Kuhl's pipistrelle)
Lineage: Eukaryota; Metazoa; Chordata; Mammalia; Chiroptera; Vespertilionidae
Gene: CCDC42
Product: coiled-coil domain containing 42
Exons: 7
Coding region: 257-1213 (318 amino acids)
Biological process (GO): spermatid development
Source: RefSeq, a predicted model, not a curated record
GCCCGGCCCCACGUGUGGUCCACGGAACCCGCGGCGCCCGUUGCUAGGCAACCAGGUCUCCGGUGGCUGCUGCUCUCAGCCUCCAGCCGUUUCCCGUUUCCCCGGGCGCCUCUCAGACUCCCGCCCUCUGGACCCCGAAAAGCAGGCCGAAAGGAGAAGCGAGAGCCCGCCACGCCCGAGCUCCCUGCGGCUCCACCACCCGACCCCUCUUUUCCCCGCGGAGACUGGGCUGCCCAGGCCUGAGACCGCCGCCACCAUGAGUCUGGGCAUCAUGGAGGAGGAGGACCUGGCCGAGUACUUCCGGCUGCAGUAUGGGGAGCGGCUGCUCCACCUGCUCCAGAAGUUCCCCCACAUUGAGGAGCAGUCAGACUCCCCAUCUAUCCAGCUCCUGGAGAAGAAGAAGGAGGCCAAGAUCAUGCACCAUGCCAUGUUGCAUAAGAAGGAGACAUUUCAGCGGAGAAUGGAAACUCUGAACCUGCGCUGGGAGGAGCUGGGCGUCAAGGAGACCCAGCUGAAGGCCCACAUUCAGAAGUUCGAGCAGUUCAUCCAGGAGAACGACCAGAAACGGAUCCGCGCCCUGAAGAAAGCCAACAAGGAGAGAGACCUCAAGAGGCAGCGCAUGCGUGAGCUGGCCAAGGCCAAGCAGGAGAUGGCGGCCCUGCGACUACAGCACCAGCGGCUGAGCGCCAAGCUGCAGAACUACUCCAUCUUCAACAAGUACCUGGAGAAGGUGGUGGAGAACUCCGAGUUCGAGGAGAUCCACGAGGUGAUGGCGCGGCACAAGACGCUGGUGAGCAUGCACCAGGACCUCAUGCAGUCGGCGCAGGAGGGCCAGGAGAAGAUCGAGCGCGCCAAAGCCCGGCUGGCGCGCUACAUGGAGGAGAAGGACGACGAGAUCCUGCAGCACAACAACGAGCUGGCGCGCCUGCAGAUGCGCUUCGACCGCGCCCGCAGCGACGUCAUCAUCUGGGAAUCCCGCUGGGCGCACAUCCAGAACACCGCCGCCAAGAAGACCCUCUUGCUGGGCACCAUCAAGAUGGCAACGCUGAACCUCUUCCAGAUCGUGAGCAAGCAGCUAAAGGAGACGACCUUCGUGUCCCUGGAGGACACGCACAAACAGCUGGACAUGAUCCAGCAGUUCAUCCAGGACCUGUCGGACAUCUGGGCAGAGGUGAAGAAGAAGGACCAGGCGCCGCAGCAGAUCCGGGUGUAAGGAGCCGCGUGAGCAGAGACGGAGAGAGAAGUUCCCGGUGAGCUGGCGGCCGGUCCACCCGGUCCAGCCCUCUGGGACCAGCGCCUUUCUGCUGGCUGACACCCUGCCGGGUUUCCCCGGGGGCCUCCACCCAGCCCUCGCCUGCACACAUUAAAUUCUAUGAGAAAUUUGU